UGGCAAUACAAAGCUUUCAAACCGUUAGAAAAAAUUUAAAGUUCUUCAGUUCGCAUACUAUCUAUCUGCAAGAAAUAUACACACAGUACAAACAUGAAGGAAGGUGCUGCUGUCGAGCUGGGAGAUAGCUCCAAGGCUGCCUCCCGGGGGAACAACCGUGGGAUAUCGAUCCUCGACUUCAUCCUGAGGAUCAUUGCAUUCGUGUGCACCCUCGGGAGCGCCAUUGCCAUGGGGACAACCAAUGAGACGCUUCCCUUCUUUACUCAGUUCAUCAGGUUCAGGGCCGAGUAUGACGAUCUCCCCACGCUCAUAUUUUUUGUGAUUGCCAAUGCCGUCGUGAGCGGCUACCUUAUCCUCUCCCUUCCCAUCUCCAUAUUCCACAUUAUGAGGAGUCGUGCGCAGAACAGCAGAAUCAUUCUAAUCAUCUUAGACACGUCCAUGCUGGCGCUGCUGACUGCUGGAGCCUCGGCAUCGGCUGCGAUCGUGUACCUGGCUCACAAAGGAAACACGAGGACGAACUGGUUCUCUAUAUGCCAGCAGUUCAACUCCUUCUGUGAGCGCAUCUCCGGCUCCCUCAUUGGAUCAUUUGGAGGCGUCGCCCUCUUCAUCCUGCUCAUCCUGCUUUCCGCUGUGGCCCUAUCUCGACAACGCUGAGUCUAGCCCACAGUUGCAACAACCCCACGUGUACACGGGUAUAUGCAUGCCUGUCUAUGUGCUCGAUAUGUGAUAAUUCCAUGAGUGGUAAUUGUGUUUCCUACGGUCUCUAUGUUCUUAACGGAUUCGUACCUUUAAUCUGUACUGGAGUGUUAAAGGUUUCCUGUAUUGCAUGUUAAUGGCGGAUUGCAUGGAAAUCUCCGUACAAAUUUCUGUCACUAUACGGCUCA
Molecule: messenger RNA, 884 nt
Organism: Punica granatum (pomegranate)
Lineage: Eukaryota; Viridiplantae; Streptophyta; Magnoliopsida; Myrtales; Lythraceae
Source: RefSeq, a predicted model, not a curated record